Rhizophagus irregularis DAOM 181602=DAOM 197198 is the source of this 413-nucleotide messenger RNA. RefSeq lists its product as uncharacterized. Lineage: Eukaryota; Fungi; Glomeromycota; Glomeromycetes; Glomerales; Glomeraceae. The record is from RefSeq and is a predicted model, not a curated record.
AUUGUUAAUGGCUAUUUUACAUGGUCAAAAAUUAGAUAAAGAAAGAUUUACUACCAUUUAUGUUCACCGAAUAUAAUAUACCAAAUAAAAGACGUGAUAAUAAACAUAAUGCUAAGAAGUUGACAAAGGUAGUCCCUACCAAACAUAAACAAAAUAAACAUACAGGUUCUAAUAAGAAAACUAAAACAAAUAUUAUUGAAAUUAAAGAGGAUGAUAAAGAGAAUAUAUAUAUGAUUUUUAGCAGAAAGAUUAAAACAAAAAAUGAUACUGAAGAGGAUAAUAAAGAAAGUGAAUUAACUUUAAAAUUUACUUUAAGGGAAUGCAAACUUAUUUUAAGAAAAAAAGAAGUAAAAAUUUGUGAAAUGGAAUUAUCACUUGCCAAAAAAGAACAUGUGUUAAAUUCUAUUAAAUAG